AUGGUUGUCAAACAGUUGGCUUUACAAGGAAGUUCUUUUAGAGGGCAUGAUGAAUCUGAUGAUUCUUUGAAUCCGGGGAAUGUUCUAGCAUGGAUUGGUUUUGCAGCGAAGUUGAAUGAUCAAAUCAAUAGUGUAGUUCUCCGUAACGCACCAGGAAAUGAGAAAUACACUUCACCAAGCAUUCAGAAGGAGAUAUUGGGAAUCAUAGCAAAUAGAGUGCGUUCAGUUGAUGAAGCAGGAAGGGAACAAAUGUCUAUUAUUUUGAGAUUACAGUUGGCAUUGAUUACUUCUGCAAAGCUGCAGUUGGAUUUGUUUCCAUGGCAAAAGUUAAACUUCAAAAGCUACGGGAUGAAGGAUGGGACAAGCUACUCCAAGAGGUAA
Linum trigynum is the source of this 381-nucleotide messenger RNA. The record is from the annotation of a GenBank genome assembly. Lineage: Eukaryota; Viridiplantae; Streptophyta; Magnoliopsida; Malpighiales; Linaceae.